AGGCACUCAUGUGACUCCAGUGCCCUUUAAAAGAGCAGGGGGCACAGACGGUGACACUGGGUGACAGAACCAGCAUAAACCAUGUCUCUGUACCGGAAUUCAGCAUGGUUCCUCAAAGGACUCACCGAAUUUACCAAGGGAGCUUUUGAUGCAGCAUCUAAGCGCUUUGCGGAAAAAGAUUUAGAAGUGUCUGUGGCAGGUCGAUCUUUCAUGAUCACUGGAGCUAACAGUGGCAUUGGCAAAGCAACAGCCAUGGCCAUUGCAAAAAAAGGUGGUACGAUCCACUUGGUCUGCAGAAACAAGGACAAGGCAGAAGAAACUAGAGCUGAAAUUGUCAAGGAGUCUGGAAACAAAGAAAUUUACGUGCAUAUCCUGGACCUGUCCGAGACCAAGAAAGUGUGGGAGUUUGCUGAGGCCUUCAAGAAAAAAUACAAAACACUCAAUGUUCUGAUAAAUAACGCCGGCUGUAUGAUGACUAAAAGAGAGGUAAAUGCUGAGGGCUUGGAGAAGAGCUUUGCCAUCAACUCCCUUGCUGUGUACAUCCUUAUUAAGAGUCUCAUUCCCCUGCUGGAGAAGAGCCCUGAUCCCAGAGUGAUCACAGUGACAUCAGGUGGGAUGCUGGUGCAAAAACUGCGCACAGGAAACCUCCAGUCCCAAAGAGGAAGAUAUGAUGGCACCAUGGUCUAUGCCCAAAACAAGAGGCAGCAGGUGGUCAUGACAGAACAGUUUGCGAAAGCUCACACCAACAUCCAUUUCUCAGUCAUGCAUCCUGGAUGGGUAGACACACCAAUGAUUACAAAUGCAAUGCCAGACUUCCACCACUCGAUGAAGGAACGUUUGAGGACACCAGAGCAGGGGGCAGACACAGUGGUGUGGCUUGCUGUGUCUGAGGCUGCUGUUACCAAACCCAGUGGCAGACUGUUUCAGGAUCGGAAGAUGGUAGCAGCCCAUCUACCGCUGGCCUGGACACACAGCUCACAAACAGAAGACCAGAAGUUUAUGAGCGUCAUGGAGGAGAUAGGAAAGAGCUUCCAACCUCAUUGAACUCACCAGCUUUCACAUAGAAAUAGGCUGUGAGCUGCCCACUUCUCGAAACACACACACUAAUAAACAUGUUGAAACACAUUGUUUUAAACACACAACACACACUGAACAGUUUCCUGUAUGCACAUACAGGGUCCCGUUUGACUAACAUACAAACAUUAUACAGUUUAGCUAACUGAACAAAAACACUUAACACACCCACCCCUGUCCAACACGUUCAUUUUAACUGAAUGUCUAAUAUUAUUAAUCAACCUUAAAUGUUAUGCUUCCACUGGGACUGUGAAGCUGUUGGUGUCAUAAAUACGUAAAAUUAGUUCAACAAAGAAAUGGACUGUUUCAGUCUUCAACCUCUAACCUCUGUUACUACAGAUGCCUUCUGUUCCUGAUAGCACAUUGAUCCAAAUAUGACCUUCAACUUGCUGUGACAGUGACUUCAGCAAAUCGCGUCGACCAGGUGGGAACCUGCUCUGACCAAAAGUCACGGCAGCAGCCACUCCCUCCCUCAUCAGCAUGGCACGUGACUUAGUCUCGGGUACAUUCUGAUUAACGAAAGGUUUUGUCUGACCUGUCCCUGGACAUAUUUCCAGGGUUCCCUUAGAGACCUGACACACCGGGCUGACGAGGAUGAACGUUGCCUUCUGUUACCUCUCUGUUCUUGACUUCUAUGUAAAGCUGCACUUGAACAUGGAACAUGGCACAAUGACUACAGCUGAUGGCCGAGGCACACAAGUUUUGCAUCUGCAUGACGGGAAAUAACUCUCCAUAGCAGGAGGUGAAGUAGUCUGGAUUUGUAUGCAAAAAGACAGGAUUAGUAUUUUGUCAUGUACAUCGAAACAUUUGAAAUAUGCUUGUAAAACUGCCAGACAACAUGAAGGAAAUCUUAUUUGAAAGUUUUACAAACUUUAAUUUUCUGUUUUAAAGUAACUCAAUAGCUUGCACAUCUCACAUGAGUGAUAGCUGAAAUUAGAAUUACAAUAACUUACAUAAAGUGAAGUUAUACAUCAAAUACUGCAAUGACUUGUGCAGCUGGCACGUUUGUGUUUAAAUGACACAGUAUGAAAGGAUCCCAUGUAUUAUGUAAUAUACAGCUGCCUAAGCACCUCCAUAUGUCUCAUGUACCCUUGUUUAUUUCUAGCAUUCUUAGGCAUUUUCUCGUUGGCAUAUUCAAAGCAAAAACGUCUUACAAAUCACUUUCCCUUCGCAAAAAAAUAGACUUUUCAUUUGCUUACUUUGCUCACUUCUGUUUCUUUUCUCGUGCACCGUCUGGACAGUCUGGACAGCUAAUCAGAGAACACUCACCUUGGUGUGUCAGGGCCUGAACAGCCCAAUUCUUGUGUAGUGAUUAUUCAAUUGCACUCAAAGUAAUCGUGGAUAGGAUUGGUGCCGUGGAGAUAGUUACUGAUGAUGAUGAUGAUGAUGAUGAUGAUGAUAUAACUGCUCUGUGUUCUUUCGUCCUUUGUGCAAUAUUAAUAAAGGCCUAUAUAAUGUGUUA
Molecule: messenger RNA, 2536 nt
Organism: Pygocentrus nattereri (red-bellied piranha)
Lineage: Eukaryota; Metazoa; Chordata; Actinopteri; Characiformes; Serrasalmidae
Gene: dhrs12la
Product: DHRS-12_like_SDR_c-like domain-containing protein
Exons: 10
Coding region: 82-1044 (320 amino acids)
Source: RefSeq, a predicted model, not a curated record